This is a messenger RNA of Sceloporus undulatus (fence lizard), 4876 nucleotides long. RefSeq names its product nuclear receptor subfamily 1 group D member 2 (gene NR1D2). Gene Ontology annotation, molecular function: zinc ion binding; nuclear receptor activity; RNA polymerase II cis-regulatory region sequence-specific DNA binding. The record is from RefSeq and is a predicted model, not a curated record. Lineage: Eukaryota; Metazoa; Chordata; Lepidosauria; Squamata; Phrynosomatidae. Gene Ontology annotation, biological process: cell differentiation; positive regulation of transcription by RNA polymerase II; negative regulation of transcription by RNA polymerase II. The coding region runs from base 34 to 2112 and encodes 692 amino acids. The transcript is spliced from 8 exons.
GGGAGGAGAGGAGAGGAGGAGAAGGGGAGGCACAUGGGCCAGGCAGCUCUGGAAGAAGGAGGAGGAGGCAAGAGAGCCCAUGCCCAGCAGCAGCAGCAGGAGCCCUGGCAUCUGGCAGGAGGCGAGCCAGCUCAGCAGGAAACUUCUCCGGGCAAAGUCAGCUGUCUCUCCUCCUCCUCCUUUAGGCUGGGGCUGCUCCAAGCAGAAGGACAGGCGGCUGGGAAGAGCCUCCCUGGAGCUGCCGCAGUCAGUGGCUCUUCCUUCCUUCCUCCCUUCUUUCCUUCCUUCCAGGGACCUCCAGCAAAGGAAGGAAGGAGAGGCUCAGAGGGGCCCUUUGCAAAAAGGUCUGGCAUUGGAGAAGCCAUGGAGCUCAAUGCAGGUGGUGUGAUUGCUUACAUCAGUUCUUCAAGCUCAGCAUCCAGCCCUGCCUCAUGCCAUAGUGAGGGUUCAGAGAGCAGCUUCCAGUCCUCUUCUUCCCCUGUCCCAACAUCACCAAACAGUUCCUCUUCAGAGGGCAGCUGCAAUGUCAAGAGCAGAGAAAGCUCUGAUGAAGCAACGAAGGGUGACCAGUUAGAUGAUCGAAUUAAAGUAAAUCAGUCAAGUGGAACAGGAUUUACCAAGGGUCAUAGUGGACUUACAAAAUUUAAUGGCAUGGUGCUACUGUGUAAAGUGUGUGGAGAUGUUGCUUCAGGAUUCCACUAUGGAGUCCAUGCCUGUGAAGGCUGCAAGGGUUUCUUUAGAAGAAGCAUUCAGCAAAAUAUCCAGUACAAGAAGUGCCUGAAGAAUAACAACUGCUCUAUAAUGAGAAUGAACAGAAACAGAUGUCAGCAGUGCCGAUUCAAAAAAUGUUUGUCGGUUGGGAUGUCAAGAGACGCUGUUCGAUUUGGCCGGAUUCCUAAGCGUGAGAAACAGAGGAUGCUGAUUGAAAUGCAAAGUGCCAUGAAAACUAUGAUGAACACUCAAUUCAGUGAUCAUUUGCCUAAUGAAGCAUUAAAAGAUAGCCAAGAACCACUGUUACUGUUGCCUCAGGAAGAGCUAAACUCCAAAGUGCAGCGAGAAAAAGAGAAUAUCACUCGCUCCUCUUCUCCUUCCCUCGCUUUUCCACCUCUUCCUGCUCCCCCCUCUGACAUUGCUAAGGAAGAAGUGAUUGGUAUGGUGACCAGGGCUCAUAAAGAUACCUUCAUGUACAACCAGGAACAACCAGAAAAUCCUCCCAGUGUUGUGCAGCCCCAGAAUGGGGAGCUAAUCAAGUACACAGAGCAAUAUAAUUCUAGUGGUGAGCCUGAUAUAAGCAGCAGCCAUAAUAGUGGGAGUGACCAACAUUUUAAUGGACAGCACAAAGGUCAAAACAAUGUGCAUUAUCCUAAUGGGCAUAACCUUUGCUUCACAAGCAGCAGCUCUGUCAACUUCACUCAAGGCUUUUUCCUUAAAGGUUGCAACAGGAUGCCCGAAAAUGGCUUUCCUCCAAAUGAAUCUGUGAAUGCCUACUCCUGCAGCACUGGAGGCAGAAUGCAUCUGGUUUGCCCAAUGAACAAGACUCCUUUUGUGGAUCCAAAUAAGUCUGGUCAUGAAGUUUGGGAAGAGUUUUCCAUGAGCUUUACACCAGCAGUGAAGGAAGUGGUGGAGUUUGCCAAGCGUGUUCCAGGUUUCCGAGACCUUUCCCAGCACGAUCAAGUGAAUCUUCUAAAGGCUGGAACCUUUGAGGUUUUAAUGGUUCGGUUUGCAUCUUUGUUUGAUGCAAAGGAUCGUACUGUCACCUUUCUUAGUGGAAAGAAAUACAGUUUGGAUGAUCUGCGUUCAAUGGGGGCUGGUGAUCUGCUCAACUCCAUGUUUGAGUUUAGUGAGAAGCUAAAUGCCCUGAACCUUAGUGAUGAAGAAAUGAGCUUGUUUACUGCGGUGGUCCUUGUGUCUGCUGAACGAUCAGGAAUAGAAAAUGUCAACUCGGUGGAGGUGCUGCAAGAAACUCUAAUCCGUGCACUCAGGAACUUAAUCACAAAAAACCAUCCAAAUGAAGCCUCUACAUUUACAAAAUUACUUUUAAAACUGCCGGACUUACGCUCCUUAAAUAACAUGCACUCUGAGGAACUUCUAGCCUUUAAAGUUCACCCUUAGGUUUUUACCUCUUAUUUAUAUAAUGGACUUGCUUAGUGUUAAUUAACUGUGUGUAUUUUGUGCUAAAAUGUUUAUUUAUGUUUGUAUGUAACUCUUGUGGAGAAGGACAGUUUGCUGACUGUGUCAUGGGUAGGUGUUCUGCUGUCAUGCAAUAACGCUUCAGAUUCAACACUUUUCCACAAAUGGCAACAUGGCAACAGAUUUCUUCAUGAAUAUACUGAACAGCCCCCUUUGCACUAAAGCUGAAGAUAUUCAUAAUUGUAUGGAUAUUGACUGUUAAGAUCUGUGCCCCUACAACAAAAAAUUAGGUUUUUUUCUGCUCUUAACAAGAAUGCAUAAUGUCCACAUGGUAGAAAACAGAACUUCAGGUAAAUGACACUACAGUGACUUAAGAAAGAUUUAAUUGGUCUGUGUCCACCUUUUGAGCAUCACAUCUUGCUUGGAUAGGAAGCUCUGAACCUCUGCGCAUGGUUUCACUGGUCUUAAUCAAAGAGGCUUCGUGGGAUAUCCUGGUGUGUUCCAGUUCGCUUGCUCUAUACAAGCACACACAGAUAUGAACAGAAAUGAUGAUUCUAUAAAAUAAUUUUGUAUGUACAUAUUUGUGUUUAUGUAUAUAGUUCUAAAUGUAUGAUGCGCUAUAACUUCUUCACAAUAUUUUCAACUGUAAAGAAGUUAACCAAACAAAAGGUAACCCAUUCUAACAACCAAAUAAUGCAUUUGGUGGCAUACUGUUUGGGACAAAUGUCUUCAGAGUUCAGAUUGUUCAGAGAAUUCUAGGUUAAAGCUGUUGUGCUGAUUUAGUUAGUAUAAAAACUACUAGAGCAUCAGACGUUAAAUGGGAAGCCUGUCAAAUCAAACAGUUAAAUGAAAGAAAGAUACUAGACUGGAAUUAUUUUUUUUUAAAUUAUUGCACAUAUGAUUGUUAUGCGCUAAUAAGCACUUAAAUGCUACUGGACACUUUAGUUUGAAAGGAAACUUUAAUCAGUGCAGUUCUCUUGGAGAAUGUCAAGAAGACUGUAUCAAUAUCUGUAUUGCAUAUUUGUGUGUGUUCUGUGAAUCAUAUAAUUUACACUAUACCUAUAUGCUGCUUGAAACUUGGAAACAAAACUGUGAGACACACAGCCAAUGCCUCUUAAUCUUUGUUUGGGGCUGGGGUCGGGGAAGCAGUUUCCAAAUAUGUUUUGUUAGUGCAGCAAAGCAUUAUUCAGAUUGUUUUGCUGCACACAACAAAGGUUCGCUACACUGAUAAUAUAUUUUUCUAUAUAUUUUAUGCUCUCUCUUUUUUAAAUGCCACUUUUAAAUUCCCAAAUAUGAUCUGAAUUGUACUGUUUGGUAAUCUCAAAAGAACAUAUUCAUAUAAUACCAACAAUAGAAAACACAUGCACAAUGGCACUUAAAAUAAGCCAGAGUAUUAUAGCUGUCCAUAAUGUUUUAUUGUAUGAAAUUGAAAAAUGCUCAGGGAUGGAUCCAGAUUCAGUUAUAUUUGAGCAGAACAAGUGAAGUCAACAGGAGUUACUUAUAACUAACUUGAUUCCAGUGCUUCAAAUAAAACUAUCUAGAUGCAGCCCUCUGUUAAUUUUCUCUCAACUGAAGCAAAAGACUGAAUCUUCUAUUUACAGCCUUGGUAUUUUGGUGAUUGUUGAUUCUUUCUUUUUUCUCUCUUGCUAAAGGUACAUUUCCAUUAAGUUUAUGUGAAGAACUAAAAUGUCCCGAGUUUAGCAGCUAGGCAUUUUAUAUUCAUUUUAAAGAGAUUCUAUACCAACAUCCAGCAGUCAAAGGAAAUGUAUCACUACUAUUUCCAUGAAUGGAUCCCCCUCCCAAUUCCAGUUUCAGGUGAACAAUUGCUUGGUAGUGAAGCUUUAGCUUUUGAAAAAUGCUCACUUGGUAGGAUACAGAAUAAAUGAAAAUAUUUUUAUUACUGAAAGACAGGUAAACAUUUCAAAUCUACUUCUUAAAAAUCAAAAAAGAAUGUUAGUGUUGAUUCUAGGCUUCUUAUAGAAGCCUCUAUCCUAAAUAUACAAUAUCUUAACAUUUAUUAUUAAGCCUGUAGAGAAGUAUGACCAGUACUGUGUAAAGUAUUGCUUAUUUUUCAAAAAAUAAUAGUUCCAUAUAUAUGCAUAUAGAAAGAAAAUUAUAUUGUAUAGUAUAUAUUCAUGCAAUUUCAGGUUAAAUAAGUUCCUGCAUGUUGCAGAAAAUUUCCCUUUUUAAAUUAAAAAUAAAUAAAUUCUAGAUCCAGAUUUGACUUAAUUUUUAGAACAACCUUUCUGUUUAAAUCUUGACAGCCCAUUAUUGUUGUUAUGUUGGCAGCAUUAGAAUUGCAGCAGCCCUACUCCUUCCUACACUGAUGAGGUACUACAAAGAGCCAUAAAGCCAAGUCUCUUUUUCAUGCUAGGAUCAACCUUUAGAAAAUAAAUAACGCUGCUGUGGAGAAGAAAUGUACCAUGGGCUCUUCCCAGGCAUUGCACAUUACGUUGGAAAGAGAUGUUUUCCUGUGGUCCUAACUGCCAGUUAACACACAAGAUCAAGCCUUGGUGAAUUCUAUCUCAAGAAGCCAUUUGUCAUGAGCUCUGCUUUACUGUGUUGCUGGUUAUACACUUGUUAAAAAUACUGACAUAUUUCAUACCAAAUUUUUGGGCACUGUUGAUGGGGACGUUGCUGAGAGAUUAUGAAAAUGUACUGUAUGAAAGUAAACAAGACUGGUUUUUUUUUACUCUGGUUUUACAUGUUUUAAAAUAUUAAACAUGGGCAUUAUGCUGGCGAAGGA